Erythranthe guttata (spotted monkey flower) is the source of this 1568-nucleotide messenger RNA. The record is from RefSeq and is a predicted model, not a curated record. NCBI's taxonomy places the organism in Eukaryota, Viridiplantae, Streptophyta, Magnoliopsida, Lamiales, Phrymaceae.
CCCUACCGAACCAAACAUCUGCAAUUCGUUCUACCGGUAGCAAUCCAUAAACCCAAAAUUUUUAGUUUGAGUGUUGCUGAUCUCAAUGGUGCUCAACUUGUACUGACCAUUCAAUUUGGUUCUAAUAAUCAUCUGAUUCUAUGUUUAUCAGUUCCAAUUUCUUAAGAACAAUUUUGGAUGUUCCAAACCAUGUUGUUGUUAGAUUCUAAUCAGAAGUGAUUUGCGGCUUCGGAUUAAGUGAGGUUCAUUUUCCGGAGAGGGAAAAGUGAUUAUACGAUUGCUGGAGUUCAGCAUGCGUGAAUGGGAGUCGGAUCCGUUGUUUGCCGCUGCCGAAGUCGUUCAAGACUCAGCCGACCGUAUGGAGUCAAUAUUUCGCCAUUUAUUGCACGAACAAAGUCUUGUUCAAGGGGAUCGUAUAGAUGAAAAAAUCCCGAGCUCCAGCAAAUAUCAUAGUCGUGAUCUUGCUACCACUCUGGAAACAGCAAAAUGGCAGCUUGAAGACUUUGAGAGAGAGGUAAAUGCAUCCGCGGUAGCUGACAAAUCCCAACGGAAGCAAAACGUCAUCACAAGGCACCUGCAAUUUAUUGCGGCUAUUAGAGAACAAAUUGCCCGUGUUGAAAAAAGCAUGAGUACUUCAGUGGGAAACUCGUUGAGGAAUAUGAAUUUUAAUGAACAAGACAGAGAUGGGUUGGCAUUGUUUCUCUCGGGUGGGAACCCCGUUAAACACAUAGCAGAUCAAGAAUCAGAUGAUAAUAAUAUUUUGAGAAGGUUUCUUGAUCCUAAUGUGUCAUCAAGUUCUAAGGAAGAUAUUGACGAGAAGAAAACCAAUGAAACUAUGAGUUCAAAGGUGAAUGAGAUUGUGUGUGUAGAACAUAAGUUGGAGGUAAGCGAGAAUUGUCCGACAACAGUGGAUUUGGGACCUUCAUCUUCUGGUCAGGCUAACUAUGAUAGAUACGAAGAAGGGACAUGGGAUUUGGAAGCUAAUGAGUCGAAAGGUAAAAGUUACUCGCAGAAGAAUAAUCUGAGAGGUUACUAUGGGAGAAUUAACAUUUUUGGGUCCUUGGGUAAUAUUAUGUCGGCUCUUGAAAAUCGAGCUAACAGAAGCUUAACAAAGAGGUUAAAAGACGGGGAGGAACAGAGGCAGUCUCCAUCGUAUAGCAAUGUCCGCCUUGGCAUGCUGAGAUACAUUGCUCAACUAAGGCCAGCCUUUGGAUUCAGCAAUUUUCAGUUACCAUGUUCAUACUUAUCCACUCAAGCCACACAGUCGAGUAGCUGGAUUAGGUAUUACAGUGAAAAAUGCCAGAGAUAUUUACACCGCAUCCAAGUUAGAUAUCACCCAGCGCUAUCUGUACUGGCGUUUUUUCUGACACUAUUAUUUUUAAGUAAGUGUCGUAAUAUAUUUAAAUUCGUUUAAUGCUGUAAUUUUUUUUGUUCUUAUUCCGGUAUGAUGCUUUGAUAUAUACCGGAAUAGGACAAUAUGUUGGGGCGAUAUUGUUGAACUGACCCCUUCGAAUUUGCUUAUGUUAUCUCUUACAUGUUGUCGAAAUCUCAUGCAACUCGAUUUUCUU